Messenger RNA from Maniola jurtina (meadow brown), 1534 nucleotides. RefSeq lists its product as uncharacterized. Lineage: Eukaryota; Metazoa; Arthropoda; Insecta; Lepidoptera; Nymphalidae. The record is from RefSeq and is a predicted model, not a curated record. The coding region runs from base 78 to 1463 and encodes 461 amino acids. The transcript has 2 exons.
AAUCUAUAAGAUAAGAUAAAUGUGAUUGCCUCACAUCUCAAUAACUUUUAAGUAUAUAAUUGGUUUUAUCUCUAGAGAUGUCAUUUGUUCAUUUCAAGAUGGCUUUAGCCAGAUAUACGAUAUUAAUAUUCAUAUUAUUUUACAAACAGGGAAUACGCGGACAACAGAGUGCCCCAUCAGUUGGACAAAACAGUUUAAAUCAAGGUCCCCAGAAUAAUCAAGGGACCACACAAGAAAAUUCUAUACAAAAUCAAAACGGAAAUUCAGCAAAUAAAGCAUCAAUUUUUAACGCUCAGGUUCCAGUUAAUUUUCAAUCUUUGAAUCCACAAUCAACAAUUUCAACUCAGUCAACUCUUUCAUUACAACAACCGCAGAGAACUUCACAACCUAUAAAUCUCCAGUUAUCACAGAUACCCAAUUUUCAACAGGCAUUCACUGUUCAACCAUCUCUGCAGUUUGACACUUCUUUUUUACAAAAACCAACACAACAGUCAGUUGGUUUACAACAACCUCAAAAUUUGCAACAAUCUCGAAAUGUGUACAACGUACCAGUUAUCCAACAAAUACCUUGCACAAAACAGCUGAAUCCACAACAGUCUGUCAAUUUAAUGGAUUUUAAUAUACAGCAACAAGUACCAAUCGCAAAUCCUGUGGUGAAACAAAUUCCUGUUCAAUCUUCUCAAGGCAUUCCAAACGCUGCAUUCAUUUCUUCUUCUCCUUCUGUAUCUGCGAUCCUUAGUUGUCCGUGCCAACGUACUGAUAAUACAAAUAACUUAGGAGCUAAUUACUUCCCGUCAACUGCCCGUGCGUACCCUAUUAUAGAAACACCACAAAUUUCCACACCCUAUUCAACAUUGCCAGUCAUGGCAUUCCGAUCAACACCCACUCCAACACCUCUACUUACUCAUACAGUAAUGCCAUACGGAGGUCAAUCUCCAGAUAUUCUCGAAAGUCCACUACGAGUAUCUAAUAAUGUUUUCAUAGAAGAUGAAACAAAAGAUCUAAAUCAAGAUAAUUUGAUUUCUCUUCUACUAUCAUUGUUACAAUCACCAAAAAAAUCUUCAAAAUCUGAGAUUCCCUCUGGCUUUCCGAUAAAUUCUUAUCUAUCGUCUUAUUUAAAUCAAGGAUCAAAACCAUCUAGCAUAAAAUCUUUAUUACCUUUAAUUUUAAACAUGUUAAGUGAAAGAAGAGAAGGUUGUGGCUGUAGUACAGGUUGCCAAAGUUGUGAACAAAAGAGAAUGUAUAAAGAAGACGCUGAGCCCAGAAUAUACGAAGGGUAUUCAAAGAAAAGAGAUUACAGUCUAAGAGAUGACAUGUUCCAAAAAGAUGGAUCUGAAGGAGGCAUUUCUAGAAUGGUCAGAGAACAUAAGAAAUCAAAGAAACUUAAAAACUCUAUACCAGUUGAUAGUUGUGAAGAUGAAGAUGCGGAUUGCGGUGAUUGUUCCGAGGAAGAUGAAAACUAAGCUUAUUUACUGUUAAUAUUAAUAUUUAAGAAAACUAUUUAUUGAUUAGAAUAAAAACAUUUUAUAUUGAA